AUGAAUGUCGUCCGGGUAUGUCAAUCCCACAUUUAAAAGGCUGAAUUUAGGUGUUAUGAAGCAUGGGGUUGCAAGAAAUAUUCAAUUGUAUAGUGAGCACAAAUCUUAUCAAUUUAGUGACUUUAUGGGGUCCAACAUUUGCAGCCAAAUACACAAGAACAUGCGUAGCAGAUGGUAUCUACCAUGCGUAGUUGAAUACCUGAAAAUCAGAUAAGCUCCAAAGUGCUUUAGAAAACUGAUAAACAGAUAAACAAAUAUGGCCUAAAUUGUAUCACAAUUUCACAGUUGGUGUUUCCAAAUAAUGCGACACAUUAAACAAAAAAAAAACAGAGGGUCAUAGUGGAGUUUGUUUUAGUAAAUGACAACUUUAAAUGCUUGGAUUUUUUACCUCUUUACCAUUAGUUUCCCAUUAAGUAGACCAGAAAUUAGUGACAAUCAGGCCUCCUUGUAGGGGUUGUAUUGUAUUGGGACAUAGACAAUGUAGAUUAAAAAUACAAAGUAAGUCUUCAUAUGGCUUUAAAACAUGUCCAUUCAAUUGCCUUUAGGACACCAUCAGAAACCCAACUGUAAAGGAUUUCCUCAAUAGGCAACUUGGAGAUGAUGGCUUGAGUGCUGAUGACGUUAUUAACUUCCUUUACAAUGGCAAUCCAGACUCCCGCUCAGCUAAUCAAGCAAACUUUGACUGGAGAAAUGUAUUCAAUUUCACUGACGAAACCAUACGUCUUUUUAACAACUACAUGGAG
This is a messenger RNA of Pelobates cultripes (western spadefoot toad), 743 nucleotides long. Lineage: Eukaryota; Metazoa; Chordata; Amphibia; Anura; Pelobatidae. The record is from the annotation of a GenBank genome assembly.